GGGAACUAUAGAGCCGAAGCGGGUCACCUGCCUCAUCGUUGUUCAACAGUGAUAAUGCCCAUAUCUACCUUCCCACAGGUCCCCCUCUCGUUCUGCGACCGCCGCCAACAUGCCCAGCCCGCGGACUUCAGCCCGCAGCAAAGACGAGAACUUGAUCCCCAAGCCUGCCUAUGUUGCGCAGGCUGUCCUCAAAUCCGCAGCUGCCAUCACGCUCUGUCAACAGAUGGAUAUUUCCCAGGACGUCUGUAAGGCCUUCGUGGAGAUAGCCCGUCAUUCGACACAGGCAUACCUCGACAUGGAUUCGAGCUGGAGAUACCAAGACGGCCGAGCUCUCAAGCAUCAUGAUGACUACGUCCGGCGCCAUUGGCCCGACAUCGAUAAAUACGAGAAUCAUUGGCCUCUGGAGCGCAUCACCCGCAUUAUCCUCAAGGACAGGCACAGCUACGUGCAAAAGCAGUCGCUGAACAAAGCGAGGCAGCUGAGCCUUCCGCGACACCGAUCGGCGUCAGUCGCAUACAUAGGAAGGCCGCCUCUCAGAUCGACCCAGGCAAGCGCCUCUUCCUCAAGCACAUAUCGUGGCCCAGACAAAUCUGAGCCCUCUUCAAGUUCGAGCUACAGAGCGGUACGCGACAAGAGCGCCGUGCCGCGUGCUAUCGCACAUGCACCUGCCCAGUCGAACAUGGCCUCGCAGGUCGCGCCAUCUUGCACGACGAAGCUGUCGGAUGAGAAUGAUAUAAAUCUCGUCAGAAACUUUCUCAUUACAUGCAAGCUUCCUGUGGACAGAGUCCUUCCCCAGCUGCUACAGCUGGGCAUCGAGGACGCCAAGGCACUGCUUAUUUUGGCGACACAGCCGUAUCGCAAUAUGUGGUUGGACAGGGUCCUCGAGCUGACCCCCAUACAAUUCAAACUACUGACGGAUGGCUUGAACACAUUCGCAACGCGCGAGAGGCUUAAGGAAGGCUUGUGAGACGCAGAUUGAGAUGUGUACGUGCCGCAGAUCCCGCCAUGCUAUCCCUUGUAUUCCAGUUUGUACCCCUCAACAUUUAUCAUGACUGUAUAUGUUGUACAACAUGCCUAGCUUACUCCUCCUGAUCCGUCCUGUACAAAACCUGUUGCUGGAAUCUCACGAUAUUUGUUGUUGUCGUAAUAGCACAUAC
Molecule: messenger RNA, 1157 nt
Organism: Postia placenta MAD-698-R-SB12
Lineage: Eukaryota; Fungi; Basidiomycota; Agaricomycetes; Polyporales; Adustoporiaceae
Exons: 6
Coding region: 110-967 (285 amino acids)
Source: RefSeq, a predicted model, not a curated record